AUGAGCGUGAUGCGGCUGGACAGUCUGGUGGAGGAGGACGUGCAGUUCAUGAAGAUUGAUGUGGAGGGCUUUGAGAGCGAGGUGCUCAAGGGCGCAAGCGGCCUGCUGCAGAACUUCAAUGUCUUCUACAUCAUUGCCGAGUGCAAUAUCGGUAUCCUCGGCCUUGAGCGCGCCAAGAAAUUCUUGAGGUUUUUAUCUGAGUUUGGCUAUGCGAUAUCAGGCAGCAGCUUCCAGGGGCCUUUUCUGGACGACGCGGCCAUCUCCAGGGGAUCAGCGCCGCUGGGUCCCGGGGAGAAUCUUUACCUCGUCAAGAGGGAGCUGCUGCGCGCGCAGCCUCGGGGCUGA
This is a messenger RNA of Monoraphidium neglectum, 345 nucleotides long. RefSeq lists its product as hypothetical. The transcript is spliced from 5 exons. Lineage: Eukaryota; Viridiplantae; Chlorophyta; Chlorophyceae; Sphaeropleales; Selenastraceae. The record is from RefSeq and is a predicted model, not a curated record. The coding region runs from base 1 to 345 and encodes 114 amino acids.